This is a messenger RNA of Colletotrichum godetiae, 1715 nucleotides long. RefSeq lists its product as uncharacterized. The transcript is spliced from 3 exons. Gene Ontology annotation, molecular function: pyrimidine nucleotide-sugar transmembrane transporter activity. Gene Ontology annotation, biological process: pyrimidine nucleotide-sugar transmembrane transport. Gene Ontology annotation, cellular component: intracellular membrane-bounded organelle; Golgi membrane. The record is from RefSeq and is a predicted model, not a curated record. Bases 319 to 1548 code for a protein of 409 amino acids. Lineage: Eukaryota; Fungi; Ascomycota; Sordariomycetes; Glomerellales; Glomerellaceae.
GGCACCCACCUUACCCACAGAUAAGCGGCUCGUUCCAUCGCCCAGGUCAACACCUCAGCCAUGUCCAAAGACUACUACAUCCGCUACGAAUACAUCCUCCAUUCCGACCGUCGAGAACGAUUGUGCUGCAGUGCGUUGACCAAAGAAUAACCCUCUUCCUCCAGCCUCUUCCGACUGCGCUUUUCCUCGCAGUAGGCUCAUUCAAUAUCACAACCAGAGGAUACUGGAUAGGAUACGUUUGGUCCUUCAUCAUCUCUCCUCUUACAACUCUACCCUCCCAUAGUCGUCACGCCGGUCAAGUCCGACAGCUCACUCAACAUGGCUUCCCGGGCCCUUAUCCCCCUUCUUGUCGGCAUGAUGCUGUUGACGGGCGUCUGCAAUACCCUUCUCACAAAGUAUCAGGACAUGCAAUGCGUACGAAACUGCGAUGCGAAGGACCCUACGAAACGGGCUUACUUCAACCAGCCCGUCCUCCAGACGGCACAAAUGUUUGUUGGAGAGAUGGGUUGUUGGCUGGUCAUCGGUUUGAUGAACCUGUAUCGUCGCUACGGACCCGGAGCCGACCCCUCGUCUAAUGGUUACGAGGCGGUUAACACGAAUGAUACCGAUGAUGCAGGUGCUCCUCUUGUUGGCAGCGUGGAUGGACACCCGAAGCCUCAAGAAGAGGAAGGCGGCGCUAUUCUGCGCGGGCCUCGCAUCUUGCUGUUGGCGCUCCCAGCCAUCUGCGACAUCCUCGGCACAACGCUGAUGAACAUUGGUCUUUUGUUGGUUGCGGCCUCCAUCUACCAAAUGACUCGCGGCGCCCUCGUUCUUUUCGUCGGAGUGUUCAGCGUCAUUUUUCUCAAGCGUAGACUCUUUUUGUUCCAGUGGAUGUCUCUCGUCGGUGUCGUCACGGGCGUCGCAAUUGUCGGCUUGGCUGGUGCCAUCUACCAUGAGAACACAAACGAGGCUGACGUCGAGGAAGGCUCUCCCGAGUCUAAUGCCUUGUUGACUGUUGUGGGUGUUCUUCUCAUUGCUGGCGCGCAGAUCUUCACCGCGACACAGUUCGUUUUGGAAGAAUGGAUCCUGGAAAGGUCAUCCAUUGAACCUAUCCGUGUUGUUGGGUUCGAAGGUCUUUUCGGCUUCACUGUCACUGUCAUUGGCAUGAUUGUCUUGCACCUAGCUAUUGGCCAGACCGACGCUGGACGCUACGGAUACUUUGACAUGGUUGAGGGCUGGAGGCAACUCACCCAAAACAGAGCCAUCGGGAUCUCCAGCAUCCUGAUCAUGAUCAGCAUCGGUGGCUUCAACUUCUUCGGUCUCUCCGUCACCAGAAGCGUCAGCGCUACCUCGCGAUCUACCAUUGACACAUGCAGGACUCUCUUUAUCUGGAUUGUCUCCCUCGGGCUGCGCUGGGAGACCUUUAAGUGGCUGCAGGUUGUUGGAUUUGGCCUGCUUGUCUACUUUACCUUCCUAUUCAACGGAAUCGUGCAACCCCCCUUCCAAUUCCUUGUCCCCGAUGAAGAAGUGGAGGAGCUCCUUCCGGAGGAGCCCAUCGAACACCAGUAAAGAGGGGGCGCAUAGUGUGUUAUGCUCAGCGGGGCUGCGAAUGGCUCCAUGUUGUAUUAGGAGUUUAUAUUUUGUGUUGUAGCUUGAAUUAGAUUAGGGAUACGGAAGCGGCUGUAUUUUAGGCGUACGAGAAGGUUCCUCAAAGACAUGGCUCGGUUGCAUUACAU